AUGACGUCAUCUGCUUGCUACACCGAGAUUAACGGGCAGUGCAAUGGCAGUGUCAAUAAGUUCUCGUCGGAAGCCGCUUUGAUCUCCGGUUCCGCGUGCAAUCCAGCGGUCGACUGCGUACGCAGGACUUGGUCGUGGGACACGGGCUCCGGGAACACGAAGGAAUGGUACUAUUGGCCCAUGGACAGGGCCAGCAACACGUGCGACGGUUCGACUGGACCGGGUCUGGACAGCAGCGGGACCCAAAAGUGCAUCGACUUCGACGGCCCCAAGGUUCCCGACGACCCCGCCCAGGGUACCGUGACAAAUCAGGGGGUGUACGUGAAGCGCGACGCGAACUACGGCGGCGGCUCGUAUCCCGCCAAUUACGGCAUCUCCGACGGGCAAUACUACUGCGUCGACGACCUCAAUUUCAUCUUCACCAACCACCUCUACCUGACUGGCCGAAUUGGAGCGCUCCCAGUUGAUCGCUCCGAGCACAUGCGGGUGUUCUUUUACAUCUGGAGAACCAGAUGCACCGGGCCCGGCGGUGCGGCGCAGUUCAACGUCAUGCACAACAACGACGCGAGCUUCACCCAGUGGGCCAGCUACGCCAUGUCCACGCUGAGCGUCAACGGACAGGCUCUCGGCAGCGAGCCCUCCAAGCCCGGCCGCAUCUCCAGCGGGUACGGCUCCGUGCCGGCUGGAUACGUGAACCCCAAGGGCGUGGCCGGCACCUCGAUCCACGAGUUUAUCCACACAAUGGGUGUGAGCCAGCACGACGCCAGGUUCUCGUGCGACGUCCGAACCAUCUCGGAUAAGUUUGUCGACGAUUCAACUUGCAACAGCGUCGUUGAGUACGGAAAUCCCUUCUCCAUCAUGGGCGAUGGAAUCGCCGCGACGCACGUGUCGGCGCCCGUCAUGUACCAGAUGCACCUGCUUCACAAGGACGACGUGCACGUCAUCUACAAGACCGGCACGUACACGAUCAAGCCCAUCAACUCCCUCACCACCUCCUCGGGCGACAAGAGAGCCGCCGUGGUCCAGUACACGGAGAAGAGGAUGGACGGUUGCGAAUUUUCCAGUGCCACCCCGGGCAAAUGCAUCGGGGCCAAUCCCGACUGGACCAAGGUCCAGGCUCCCUUGUGGGUCGAGUUUCGCAUCGCGCAGGGCGUCGACAAGUCGUUGGAGUGGACCGAGUACGAGCCAAACACCAACGGCGUCAUCCUCACCCUCCAGAACGCUUACAACCACGCCCUCCUCGAUCUGCAACACGGGAAGCCAUCCUCCGAUGACACCAGGGCGCACGUCUCCCUCGACGCGGGUGAGACCUACACGAUCACCGGGAGCGUGUACGACGACACCACCGUCACCUUCAAGGACGUCACGGUCGCCGGCGACAAGAGCUCGGUGACGUUCACGGUUGAAUACACCACCGACCUCGCGAGCUUCUACGCCAACGACGCUCCGUAUCCGACCACGCGGUUCGUCACCUACCCGGCGUCGACGGUGACGUAUUCGACGCCGCCGGCUCCGUCUCCUCCUCCAUCCCCCCCGCCACCGUCACCUCCUCCCCCAGCCCCGCCGCCCACAGCCCCGCCUCCUCCCUCCGCGGCCCCUACGCCCGCGGUCAAACCUCCACCCCCGCCCGCGAAAUCUGCGGAGGAGAGGCACGAGGAGGCGACGAAGGCAAAGGAGACCCUCGUGGCGGCCGUCCCGGCGAAGCAGAAGCCAAAGGCGAAGCUCCUCGCCGACGCCGCCAUCGCCGGCGAGAAGGUGAGAAAGAUGUCCGCCAAGGUGACAGCCGCGGAUGAGACCGCCGCGUGCGCCGACUACUACACGAAAGCGGGCAUCUCGAGCUCGCUGGGCGUGUGCGUGGCCACCACGUCGUCCAGGCGCCGCGCCCUCGCCGCGUCCGCCUACGACGUGGAGGUGUUGUUCAAAUCCUCCGAGAUUUCCACCUCCAAGCUGACCGCCGCGGCCAGCUCGCUCGAGGCGGCGGGGGUCACCGGGGUCACCACGCAGACCUCGGUGGACCCCGUCGCGGAGCUGAAGACCAUCCCUGGCGUGUCCUCGAACAUGGUUGACGAUUUCAAGGUCAAGGCGGAUGCGGCGGCGGCGGCACCGGUGCCAUCGCCGCCGCCGCCGUCGGGCGACGACCUGAUCCUCGACAAGCCGGUGAGCGAGGGCUCGAGGGGCGGCGCGUCGAUUGUUGCGAUCGCGGCGAUCGUGAUUGUGAAUAUGAUGCUGUGAACGUCGAGUGCGGUUGUCGCAAAUGCCCAGUGCGCUUGCGACGCCGUGCCGACUGAUUGCCCGGACUGGGCACUGCCUUAUUUGUACAUUUGUGACUGAAGUGUUAUCAUUACCACAGCUCUUCUUCAUC
Molecule: messenger RNA, 2362 nt
Organism: Micromonas commoda
Lineage: Eukaryota; Viridiplantae; Chlorophyta; Mamiellophyceae; Mamiellales; Mamiellaceae
Exons: 1
Coding region: 1-2232 (743 amino acids)
Source: RefSeq, a predicted model, not a curated record